Messenger RNA from Lathyrus sativus (Indian pea), 2292 nucleotides. NCBI's taxonomy places the organism in Eukaryota, Viridiplantae, Streptophyta, Magnoliopsida, Fabales, Fabaceae. The record is from the annotation of a GenBank genome assembly.
AUGGCAUCUCAUAUUGUUGGAUACCCCCGUAUGGGUCCCAAGAGAGAAUUGAAAUUUGCUUUGGAGUCCUUCUGGGAUGGUAAAAGCAGUGCCGAGGAUUUGAAGAAGGUGUCUGCUGAUCUCAGGGCAUCAAUCUGGAAACAGAUGUCUGAUGCUGGGAUCAAGUAUAUUCCAAGCAACACUUUCUCUUACUAUGAUCAGGUACUUGAUGCCACCGCUACCCUCGGUGCUGUUCCACCAAGGUACGGCUGGACCGGUGGGGAGAUCGGGUUUGAUACCUACUUCUCAAUGGCCAGAGGUAAUGCUACCGUGCCUGCUAUGGAGAUGACCAAGUGGUUCGACACCAACUACCACUUUAUUGUCCCAGAAUUGGGUCCUGAUGUGAACUUCGUUUAUUCUUCUCACAAGGCUGUUGAAGAAUACAAGGAAGCCAAGGCUCUUGGAGUUGAAACUGUUCCCGUCCUUGUUGGCCCUGUAUCAUACUUGUUGCUAUCCAAACCCGCCAAGGGAGUUGACAAAACCUUUUCUCUCCUAUCUCUGCUUCCCAAAGUCCUUGCUAUCUACAAGGAGGUUAUUGCUGAUCUCAAGGCAGCUGGUGCCCAAUUUAUUCAAUUUGAUGAACCCACACUUGUCUUGGAUCUUGAAUCUCACAAGUUGCAAGCAUUUACCGAUGCAUAUGCAGAGCUUACACCUGCUCUUUCUGGUGUGCAUGUUCUUGUUGAGACCUACUUUGCUGAUCUUACUGCUGAAGCAUACAAGACCCUUACAUCUUUGAGUGGUGUCAACGCAUAUGGAUUUGAUUUAGUCCGUGGAGCUAAGACUAUUGAUUUGAUCAAGGCUGGAUUUCCCAGUGAUAAAUGGAUCUUUGCUGGAGUGGUUGAUGGAAGGAACAUUUGGGCAAACGAUCUUGCUGACUCUCUCAAAACAUUAGAGACUCUUGCUGGCAUUGUGGGAAAAGAGAGAAUUGUUGUGUCCACCUCCAGCUCACUUCUUCACACUGCGGUGGAUCUUGUUAACGAGACCAAGUUGGAUGAUGAAAUUAAGUCAUGGCUAGCUUUUGCCGCCCAAAAAGUUGUUGAAGUAAACGCAUUGGCUAAUGCAUUUUCUGGCAAAAAGGAUGAGGCCUUCUUCUCUGCUAAUGCUGCAGCUCAGGCUUCAAGAAAGUCCUCUCCAAGAGUGACUAACGAGGCUGUUCAGAAGGCUGCUGCUGCAUUGAAGGGUUCCGACCAUCGCCGUGCUACUAAUGUCAGUGCCAGGUUGGAUGCCCAACAAAAGAAGCUUAACCUUCCAAUCCUCCCAACCACCACUAUUGGAUCAUUCCCUCAGACUGUAGAACUUAGGAGGGUGCGUCGUGAAUUCAAGGCUAAGAAGAUCUCUGAGGAAGAGUACAUCAAGGCAAUCAAGGAGGAAAUCCGCCAAGUUGUUGAACUUCAAGAAGAGCUUGAUAUUGAUGUCCUAGUACACGGAGAGCCAGAGAGGAACGAUAUGGUUGAGUACUUUGGUGAGCAGUUGUCAGGGUUUGCCUUUACUGCCAAUGGGUGGGUGCAAUCCUAUGGAUCUCGUUGUGUCAAGCCACCAAUCAUCUAUGGUGAUGUGAGCCGCCCAAAGGCAAUGACUGUCUUCUGGUCAGCUCUUGCUCAGAGCUUUACCAAGCGUCCAAUGAAGGGAAUGCUUACUGGCCCUGUCACCAUUCUCAACUGGUCCUUCGUUAGAGUUGACCAACCUAGAUCUGAGACCUGCUAUCAAAUUGCUUUGGCUAUCAAGGAUGAAGUAGAAGACCUUGAAAAGGGUGGUAUUGGGGUUAUUCAAAUUGAUGAGGCUGCUUUGAGAGAGGGACUUCCAUUGAGGAAGUCAGAACAUGCUCACUACUUGGACUGGGCUGUCCAUUCCUUCAGAAUCACCAAUGUUGGUGUUCAGGAUUCCACUCAGAUCCACACUCACAUGUGCUACUCAAACUUCAACGACAUCAUUCACUCCAUCAUUAAUAUGGAUGCUGAUGUUAUCACCAUUGAGAACUCCCGUUCAGACGAAAAGCUUCUGUCAGUCUUCCGUGAAGGAGUUGUUUAUGGUGCUGGAAUUGGACCUGGUGUAUAUGACAUCCACUCCCCAAGAAUACCACCUACUGAAGAGAUUGCUGACAGGAUUAACAAGAUGCUUGCUGUGCUUGAGAAGAACAUUUUGUGGGUCAACCCUGACUGUGGGCUCAAAACCCGCAAGUACUCAGAGGUUAAGCCUGCCCUCACCAACUUGGUUGCAGCAGCCAAGCAAAUCCGAAAUGAGCUUGCCAAGUGA